AUAAACUCAAAAAAGCAGUCUUAUUUUUAUUUUAUUAUUAUACACGAAUUUGAUUCAUUACGAAUUAAUAGAUUUGCAAUCAAAAUGUUCAAUAAGCAAAGAUUAUUAAAUACUCAAAAUGUCUUACAUGUUACAACAUUUACACAAUGGAUGGCAAGUUGACCAGGCAAUUUUAUCCGAAGAGGAUCGUGUCGUAAUCAUUCGUUUUGGACAUGAUUGGGAUCCGACCUGUAUGAAAAUGGAUGAAAUCCUUUAUGGUAUUGCUGAAAAGGUAAAAAAUUUUGCCGUCAUCUAUUUGGUCGACAUAACUGAAGUACCAGAUUUUAAUAAAAUGUACGAAUUAUAUGAUCCAUGUACGGUCAUGUUUUUCUUCCGAAACAAACACAUUAUGAUCGAUUUGGGUACUGGUAAUAAUAAUAAAAUCAAUUGGGCAUUAGAGGAUAAGCAAGAAAUGAUUGAUAUUGUUGAAACAAUUUAUCGUGGUGCACGAAAAGGUCGUGGUCUGGUUAUUUCACCAAAAGAUUAUUCUACUAAAUAUCGAUACUAGAAAUUAUAAUAAUGUAUAAUGUAAUUUAUUUAUUUUUAUUAUAUCGGAAAACUGAAUGGGCAUUAAAUAAAAAUUGAUGAGAUGGCAAUUAUAAAUUGAUGAAAAAUGAUUAAUAAAAAUUUGUUCGCUCCACAUGUGACUUCAUC
Messenger RNA from Dermatophagoides farinae (American house dust mite), 693 nucleotides. RefSeq names its product thioredoxin-like protein Dim1 (gene Dim1). Gene Ontology annotation, biological process: mRNA splicing, via spliceosome. Lineage: Eukaryota; Metazoa; Arthropoda; Arachnida; Sarcoptiformes; Pyroglyphidae. Gene Ontology annotation, cellular component: spliceosomal complex; U4/U6 x U5 tri-snRNP complex; U5 snRNP. The record is from RefSeq and is a predicted model, not a curated record.